AUGUUCGCUUGGUGUCUUGCCGAGCUCCGCAAGAAAGCCGCGCUCUCCGAAGCUAUUGGACUGGUUCCCGUCUUCGAUGCUACGACUGCCGUCGUCAAGUCCGACAACGCCAUCUCCAUGGAAGUCAAAGAAGAAUUGAAAAAGGGAGUGUCAAUCCUCGAGGACGUCCAAGAACACGCAAAGGACUGGCACCCAGGAAGCGAUGGCAAAGUUCUGGAUCUGGUUCACCCAUCCCUUUGUCCCCUAGUCUACGACUCUGUAAAGGCAUGCGGUACAGGACAAAUCAUCCCAGUACCUGAAAAGAAGCCUGCCGAGAGUCGUUCUACACAGGGCCUAUGGUCUUAUAAGUUUCAGUGGCUCCCGUGCGAGGUUGACAUCCAAGAUGGUGAGCCCGCCAUCACCAGCUAUACCAACAACUUCCAUCCCCAGCACCAUGCCGGGCUUUACGUUACGAUCGAGAAGAUUAUCAAAAAAGCCCUCCCCCUGUGGGAUGUCAUAUAUAGGUGGCACAUAGACUUUGAGGUCCUCCGCAUCUGUUCCAAUGAAGCCCGCAGAGAAUGUAAAGCCGGGUGCACCGAUUACUGCACUCAAGAAAACCGACCAUUUGAUCCGGGAGAAGACGAGCGUAAUGAGGAUGAAUAUCGCAGAUCCUCGCUGAACUACCAACGUGACAAAGCCUGGUUCGACAGAAUCCAUCCCGUCAAGAGGCCUAACGCCCCCAACUACAGCCCCAUGCUCCUCCAGCCCAACGACGUCAACCUUGAGAGAGGCUUCCUCGAUGGUACCGACCGCAUCCAGCCUACCUAUGAUGGAGGAUCCCGGCACAUUGAGGACCAACUUAACGAGCACAUUUGUGCCACAGCAUUUUACUACUACGAUAACGACAACGUCACAGAGAGCCGCCUUGCAUUUCGCACCAACGCCAACAAGGAUGAUCAUAUGAUUGAGUUGGACUACGCGCAGAAUGACAUCGACUCCAUCGAGCGCACCUUUAAGAUCAAAGGUAGAGGGAAUAUUACCCAGGAGCUCGGCAGUGUGCUCACCCGUGAGGACCGAUUGUUGGCAUUUCCGAAUCACUGCGUGGCUCCGUUCGAGCUAAUCGACAAGACAAAACCGGGAUACCGGAAGAUCUUGGCGCUGUUCUUGGUUGACCCAACCGUCCCGAUCAUCAGUACGGCGAAUGUGCCGCCGCAGCAGCGGGACUGGUGGAAGGAGGGCUUGAUACCCAACGGCCGCUUCGGGCCUUUACCCGCGGAGGUUACCGACAUGGGUUUUGAUGACCUGGACUUCCCGAUCAGCCUCGAGCGAGCCAAGAAUAUUAGAGAGGAACUGAUGGCGGAGAGGACGGCGACUCCGCGUUGCAACAGUUCUGACCGCCGGAUGGAUACUUGGUCCUCCAGUGGGCAUUGA
Molecule: messenger RNA, 1410 nt
Organism: Colletotrichum navitas
Lineage: Eukaryota; Fungi; Ascomycota; Sordariomycetes; Glomerellales; Glomerellaceae
Exons: 5
Coding region: 1-1410 (469 amino acids)
Source: RefSeq, a predicted model, not a curated record